Physella acuta is the source of this 2853-nucleotide messenger RNA. Its product is annotated as toll-like receptor 4. The record is from RefSeq and is a predicted model, not a curated record. Lineage: Eukaryota; Metazoa; Mollusca; Gastropoda; Physidae. Gene Ontology annotation, molecular function: protein binding.
GGGGCAGCUAGUUAACGCGUCAUUUCUUCAAUAUGUUCAAUACUACUUUCUAGGUAGUUGGCCUUCCUGUAUCAAUCUGUAUUAAUCAACUAAGGAGACAAGAACGUGAAACUCUAAAUAAAUCCUUAUCGCUAUUAGAAUUUCAGGGGACCGAUUAUUUUGAUGCUACUCCUGCAUACAGAGGAAAAGUCACGAAAUACUUCUAGACAGCAAUAAGCCACAACAAUGAACAAAAUUGUUGCAAAAUUGAUACUAUUCUGUCUCUUCUGUGUACGAGAGCAACAAGCAGAAAGUAUCGGACAGUUUCAGACGUACAAAAACAGAACAGAUCUUACGUUCAAGUUGACGAACACACCCUGUCAGCAGACAAAUAAUAUAGAUCUAACUGACGUCAUCAUAAACUGUACAGGUCUUUCAUUGGAUCGUGUUAAUUCAAGUUGGUUUCCUCUAAAUACAACCGUUAUUUUCUUGGAUUACAAUCUUUUGACUGAAAUAGAAAACAACACAUUUAAAAAUUUAACACAGUUACGUUUGUUAAAAUUGAGUAAUAAUAAAAUAUACAAGAUGCAUACAAAUGCAUUUUCUGGCCUUACGAAUCUUGAUGUCCUAAACCUAGAGUUUAAUGCUCUGGAGUUUGAUAACAAUAGCUAUCCUGACGGCAUAUUUUCUCCACUCAUUAAUUUAAAGGAACUAUAUCUGAAACGAGAUCAAGAUUGCAUCAAGAGUGAAUACCCCUCAUGUUUUCUUUGUCCAUUAACAAAUCUGACCACUCUGUCUAUAGACAGUGUAGGAGAAACGGUCAACUUUGGGCCAGAGUUCAAACAACUAGGUAAACUCACAAACAUUUUUCUAAGCGUUUGUUCUAAUUCUAUUUCUGAAAGCACGUUUAAAAAUUUAAAUCAUUUAACGGACUUAAUAAUAGAUGGCUUCAAUACCUUGUCUAAUUUUAGCAACAUGGCCCUAGCAUAUUUACCUUCGUUAGAUAGCUUUACGCUCAUGUCUGAAAAUUUACGAAAAAAAGAAGCCUUACAUAUCCUCAAACCACUGGUAGGAAGAAACAUGACUUUGAUCAAAUUUGUAAGAGUAAUUUUAGAUUCCCCUGCCGGAGUUUCCAGUAAUUCAAUGCAAGAAGAUGUUCUUGAUUUAGAUAAAACAAAGUAUCUUAUACAGAUUUGUGUCGGCAGAUUUGAGUUCAUUCACUCUUUUUUAUUUAUUCUGGAUCAUAAUGCUUUAAUUAGUGAAACCUGGAAAUCGUGUCUAGAAUAUUUGAGCUUAUCAGAAAAUAGGUGGAUUGGUAGUAAUUUAGCUUUUAUUAAACUAUUCACUUUAAGAAGCUUAGAAAAUGUUUAUAUCGAUGGUAAUUUAUUCGGACCUACAACACCAAAUAAGCUAAAAACAUCUGAAAACUAUAUGUCUGAAAAGAAAAGUUUGCGUAAGUUAAAAUUACAUCAAAAUCAAGUUAUUAAUAGUCAUAAAAGGAUUGUCAAGAGUAAAAACAAUACGAAAGUAAAAGGAAUUAUAUUUUAUGGAUCCAGAUCAUUGAAAUAUGUACAUGUAGGCAAGUCAAUACAAAGCUCUUGGUUGAAUAGUAAUAUAUCUUUAGUUGGUUUUCAAAAUGUUGAGUAUAUUGAUGGCACUGACAAUGGAUUUAAAUUCGCUACAGGUAGAAUUGAAGGUUUAACAGGAAUUAAAACUUUAUUAUUUUCAGGAAACGAUUUCUCGGUACUUUCUCCAUCAUUUUUAGAUCCAUUCACAACUGUCGAAAUUUUAGCUAUGGCAAACUGCAGAUUUGACUUAAAUAGUUUUCAAUCUAACAGCUUAAGACUUUUAACGAAUUUAAAGUUGCUGAAGCGUCUAGAUUUAUCUUUAAAUUCUUUAAGUUUUCUAGCACACAAUACGUUUUCUACUAACCAUCAAAUGACAGAACUUUAUCUGGCAACCAAUAGGUUUACUGAAAUUCCUUUCAACCUUAAGCUGACACCAAACUUGCGGGUACUUGACCUUAGUGAAAAUGCUAUUUCGACAUUGGAUAAAGACAUAACAUUUGGACUUGAUGAAUUGGCCAAAAAAAAUGGAAAAUUCAGUUUAAAAUUAGCAGGAAACAUUUUAUCGUGUGGUUGUGAGAAUUUCUAUUUCAUCAAAUGGAUUCUUACAACAAACGUAGAUAUAGAUUUUGAUUCCAAUUUGUUGUGUGUUAACGAAUUUGGUUUGUAUUCUCAUCUAGAUAAACAUUGGAAUGUUGGUACAUUUUGGCGUCAGUGUGUGGGUCAGCAAUAUCUUUAUAUCUCUGGAGUUAUUUUGUGUGUCAUCGCUAUAAUAUUUUUGGUGUCUUUUGUCGUCAUGCGAUGUAAGCUGUACAUUGUGGCUUAUAUUGCUCAAAUACUUGGCACUGUACCACGUAGGAGAUUAACAGAUUUUCAAAACCACGUAUUUAUAGUUUCAUCUCCCAAUGAAGGUUUUGUUACAGUUUUAAGCAACUACUUAAAACAAACUUUUUUUCUGAACACUCGAGACUCCAGAGAUCUUGAGCCAGGACGUCCAGAAUAUGAAGAUGUGUGUGCUGAGAUCAACGCCACCUGGCGUGUAAUUCUAGUUGUAACUGUUGAGUUUUUUCACGACAAUAAUUUCCAGAUGCUCUACACCCUGGUGUUGAACAGUAUGUCACAUUACAACCCGGGAAAGGUGCUUCUACUUUAUGAAAGAAAUGUACAGCUCAAUGUGGAUUUAAUUAACGCGAUUGGUGAAGAUAAUAUCCUUGAAGUUCCAUUUUGGCAGAUGACACCAAAUAUGGAUGAGUUUUUGUAUGAAAGAAUUUUUAUAGAUUGUUGAUGUGAGAUUGGUAGCAAGCAGUCC